AUGGUUAAACGACAUUACUACACAUCCGCCCUCCGCACCUAUGACGUGUUUGUGAAGUAUGGAAUAGAACAGAUCUAUAGAACCACCAAGUUAGAAUUUGCAGACCUACAAAAAUUGAAAUUAAGUGAACUUCAACAGCUUACUGAAGAAGGUCAUGUGAGGGAAAUAUGA
Racocetra fulgida is the source of this 171-nucleotide messenger RNA. NCBI's taxonomy places the organism in Eukaryota, Fungi, Glomeromycota, Glomeromycetes, Diversisporales, Gigasporaceae. The record is from the annotation of a GenBank genome assembly.